Messenger RNA from Fusarium poae, 1047 nucleotides. RefSeq lists its product as uncharacterized. The transcript has 5 exons. The record is from RefSeq and is a predicted model, not a curated record. Gene Ontology annotation, molecular function: oxidoreductase activity. NCBI's taxonomy places the organism in Eukaryota, Fungi, Ascomycota, Sordariomycetes, Hypocreales, Nectriaceae. Bases 1 to 1047 code for a protein of 348 amino acids.
AUGACGAUUCCGAAGACUACGAGAAGAUGGGUACUGCCGUCACUCGAUGGCCCGUCAUCUUUGAAGCUUGAAUCUGUCGAUCUUGUUCCUCCUGCACCUAACCAGGCUGUCGUCAAGAUGGCUGCUUGGAGCCUGAAUUAUCGCGAUCUCGCGUUGUCUCAGGGUCUGUAUCCAGUACCAUUGCCGCUGCCUUUUGUUCCACUCUCGGAUGGUGCUGGAGUGGUUGUUGCUAUUGGAGAACGAGUGAGGAGUCUGCGGCCUGGAGAUAAAGUGUUUUCAGUCUUCAAGCCUAUGUGGCGCUCCGGCCGUCUUCAGCGGGAGUUUGAGGUUUCAAACCUUGCAAGCCCCGACGUCCCAGGCAUCCUUUCAGAGUACGUCGUGCUUGAUGAGGAAUAUUGGGCCCCUAUGCCUAGUAACUUGAGCUUCAUCGAAGCCAGUACACUAACCGUUGCCGGGGUCACCGCUUGGAAUGCUCUAUAUGGAUUGCCCGAUCAUCAGCUCCGACCAGGCCAGUGCGUCUUAACUGAGGGCACGGGCGGCGUGAGCAUUUUCAGCCUACAGUUUGCAAAAGCUGGAGGAGCAAAAGUCAUCGCCACUACGUCUUCCGCCAGAAAGGCCGAGGUGCUGUCGAGGCUUGGUGCUGAUCAUGUUAUCAAUUAUAAGGAGGUGAACGAGUGGUCUGACGCUGUCAAGAGUGAAACCCCCGGAAAGAAAGGUGUGGAUCUCGUUGUAGACGUCGUUGGCGGCAAUACUAUGACUCAGGCACUGAAGACUGUUAAGUCGGAUGGUCUGGUGGCAGUUGUGGGCUUCAUCGCUGGCCUCGCAGAGCAACAGCCUACAACAGUUGACAUGUAUUUCAACAUGGCCACGUUCCGUGCUAUCCACUGUGGAAGCCUGGAGCACUUGCUGCAAAUGAAGGAGGCUAUUGAGCAGCAUGAUAUUAAGCCAUAUGUUGAUCGUGUUUUCAAGUUUGAAGACGCACCUGCUGCGUUUACACAUAUCAGCGAGCAAGGCUUUAUUGGAAAGGUCUGUAUCUCGAUAGCAUAA